AUGUCGGUGCUUCACAGAGACCUCCUGGCUCUGCCCAGGAGCGACUGCAUCGCGGCGGAACAGCAGUGUCUCUCCGACUCCACCUGCAACGCGACCUACAGAGUCCUGGAGAGCUGUGCCCUGGCCAAGAGCCGCCUCCUCCCGCUGGACCAGGAGGGCAGGGUGAGGUGUCUGGGCGCGGAGCUGGACUUGGGGAACAGCUCUCUGCUGCACUGCCGGUGCCACCGCCGCAUGAAGAGGCAGGAGCACUGCUUACGCGUUUUCUGGACCGUUCACUCCAGCAUGACAGAUGGUUAUUUCAAUUUGGAGACCUCUCCUUAUGAGAAUCCAGCAAAUGAGGAACAUUGGAAGACAGAUUAUAAUAAACUGGCAGCUCUGUUAUCAGGCUCACAGUUAGCAGGAGAUGCAACAAAUCCGUGCCUGAAAGCAACUCACGUCUGUAACCUGAGCAAGAAGUGUGUUCGCCUGCGCACGGAGUAUGCCUCCAUCUGCACCAAGGGAGCGGGAAGCGAGGACACGUGUGACCGCCGCAAAUGCCACAGAGGGCUAAGGAACUUCUUUGAGAAAGUUCCUGAGGAUUUCACCAAAAGGAUCCUUUUCUGUCCAUGUCAAGAUGAACUUUGUGGAGAGCGACGCCGGAAAACUAUUGUUCCUGAUUGUUCCUUCCAGUAUAACACCAAACCCAACUGCCUCUGGCUUCUGGACUCCUGCUUAGAAGACCAUAUUUGCAAAUCCCGGCUGGCCGACUUCCAACAGAACUGUCAGCCCGCGGACACGUCUCUGGACGGCUGCGCUCCACAGGGCCACGCCGCCUGCCUGCAGGCCUACAUGGGCAUGAUCGGUACGCCCAUGACACCCAACUACAUCAGUAAUGCCAGCGUGGAGAUCUCCCUGUGGUGCACGUGCGAGAGCAGCGGCAACCAGAAGGAGAAGUGUGACCAGAUACUCGGCAUGUUUGAGAGCAACAAAUGUCUUGAAAAUACCAUUUUGUCUCAAAUGCACCUGAAGCAGACAGCUCUAGAAAGGCAGGAAGACUUAUUUUAUUCAUCUUCCCUAAGCUUCCAAGGAGACAGUGCCAGCACAGCUCUCGCUUCAGAGAUGUCCCAGGUGGCUGAAGGGAAGGCACAGCGAGACAUCUCCGAACACAGCAGUAUGCCCAUGGCCUCCUCUGUCUAUUCUGGAGCUGCUGUUUCUUGGCCAUCUCUGGCUCUGUUCCUGCCUCUGUUGCUGAGCUCAUGUUAACUUGGCAUAAAUAGCAUCUUUCCUUCCCAUAUUAUUAACCGCAUUCCAUAUCCAGGUACCUCCCAGUAUUGAUUUACCUUUGGGAAAGAGAAGGCUUCCAGAAAAAUGGAAUGGAAGAGCCUUAACCCAGAACGGCAGACACUGACAUCCUCCCCCUGACCUUCCCCAGUCAGUUUGCACCAAGCUCCGCAGAUACGGUGACCAUCGUUGUAUUGCUUCUGCCACCUUCGCAGUUAGAGUAACAGUCAGGCUAAUAUUCCAGCACAAUAUUUUAAAACAAAGGUACAAGUUCUGUCAGAACUUGGGCAGGGUUCCAUUUCUGACUGCAGGGAGGGACCUGACACAGUGCGUCCUACCACCCCACCUUCUGGAGCUCUUCCUCAGGCAUACAAUCACAGGAUGGUUUGAGUUGGAAGGGACCUUUAAAGAUCAUCUUCUUCCAACCUCCCUGCCCUGGGCAGGGACACCUCCCACCAGACCAGGUUGCUCCAAGCCCCGUCCAACCUGCCCUUGAACCCCUCCAGGGAUGGGGCAGCCACAGCUUCUCUGGGCAACCUGGGCCAGGGUCUCACCACCCUCAGAAUGAAAAAUUUCUUCUUUAUGUCUAAUCUACACCUACCCUCUUUCAAUGUAAAACCAUUUCCCCUUGUUAUGUCACUACAGGCCCUGGUAAAGUCUCUCUCCAUCUUCCUUAUAAUCCCCUUUUAUGCAUUGAAAGGUCACAAUAAGGUCUCCCCAGAGCCUUCUCUUCUCCAGGCUGAACCACACCAACUGUCUCAGCCUUUCUUCAUAGGAGAGGUGUUCCAGCCCUCUCAUUGGUUUUGUGGCUCUCUUGUGGACCCGCUUCAACAGGUCCAUGUCUGUCUUGUGCUGGGCACCCCAGAGCCGGACGCAGGACUCCCAAGUAGCGUAAAGGGGGAGAAUCCCCUCCCUCGCCCUGCUGGGCACGCUGCUUUUCAUGUAGCCCAGGAUACAGUAUGGCUUUCUGGGCUGCAGGCGCACAUUAUUGGCCCACAUCCAAUUUUUCAUCUACCCGUACCUGCAAGUGCGGGGCUGCUCUCCGUCCCUUCAUCCCCCAGUCUGUAUUGAUUUUGGGGGUUGUCCCAACCCAGAUGCAGGACCUUGCACUUGGCCUUGUUGAACUUCAUGAGGUUCACGUGGGUCCACUCCUCAAGCUUGUCACGGCACAGAGCACAGCAUUCCAUCCUAAAGACUGCAAGUCCACACUCCAGGGUGGGUUGCAAGUUAAGUUCAAUAAACAUGAAGUCCCUGGUAAACAGCAAUUCUGGAUUACUUUCAAUCCCAUUUUCAAAUCCAUUCUUUUGAGUAUAUGGAAAAGACCAUUCCAGCUCAAGGACACUAUACUACAAUUUUUACUCUUGCUCCUUUCUGUUUUGCCCCUUGCAGCGUAUAUUUGUAUAAUCCAUUAUCACAGCUAGCAACAGACUUGGAUUUUGUGGGUUAAGAUGGACUUCUUCUGUGCUCAACUCCAGCAAAUUUAGUCUUAUCUAGCAAAGGAUGACCUUUCCCAGCCUUAGGAUGAACCUUCUUAGUUAUACUUAGAGAAUACAUAUAGCUCAUUUAAGUUGUAUUGACCACAAAACCCCCACGACAUUCAGUCACAAAAAAUCUCUGGAAGCUGCCACUACCUUGUACCUCUCCACGUGCUCUCGUUGUCAUUGUCCCUUCCAUGCUGCCUGCCUGAUCUCCUCCUCCUCUGCCAAGCUCUGCUUCAUGAACCUGUUUACUCUGAGUGUAAAUGUGUACACUGUGUAACUGCUGUUAUUUUGUACUGCAUUUGCCUGUUAAAAUGUGGUGUUAAGUGAAUAUUGAUUUCUGGGCCUAGGUUAAUAGUCCACAAUCAAUUGUGUGCACGAGUUGCCUCAUCUGCCAGCCCAGGCUUUCAGGGUGGCAGUUGAAAUCCUCCUCUGCCACGUGUGAUGCCUCUCGCUCACCCUGGGUACAGCAGACCAGAGUGAUACCAUAAACAGCCAAACAAUAUUAUAAUACUGAGUAGAUGCAGAACAGGUGGGUAUUCACCCUGUGCUUUCCCUGGUGCCAGGGAAGCACCAGCUGAGUGAUUGUCCUUCUGCAGUGGCAAUAUUUCCAUUUCAAAUUCCAGCCUUCUUUUUACAUCCUGAGCAGGUAGGGCAAGGAAAUCGCUUCAUGGAGCAGAACCAUCUCCUCUGUUGCACAGAGAGGUGACAUCUUAUUUCCACAGAGUAGGAACAAAUAUCAUGUCUUAUUAAUAAAGGUAUGCUGGUAUUCUGAUUACCUACUGAAAUACAGCUAUGUGGAUCAAGGGAUAGCACUGUUCCCACUUUUGCUACCAUUCUUUAACUAAAGCAGAGUCCAUGUUACCAUAUUCUAAUAUCUACAUUAGACCAUCCUCCUUAUGGUGGGACUAGAAAUGUGUCAAGACUCCUGACUGUAGUGUAACAACGUCUGUCAUCUCCAGAAUUUAGUGGAGAGCGACGGUGAAGAUCUUUUUCUUUCCACUAUUCCACAAAUCAGUGAUGGUAUUUGUGAGAAUAGUGGAGUAAAUUUCCCUGAGCUAUCUGUACCACACACACAGUGUGCUGCACCCAUCUGCACCGCCACCUUUGUCUUUCCCCACCUUAGUGCUCUAAGACAGGUUGAUAUGGAAAUCAUGAUUAGCAUUUUGUUGUUCGUAUUCACGGCGCUGUGGACUUGUAGCCCCUUUCCCCUAAGAAGGCUGUUGAUUGCAAUUGCAGCCUCCUGUCAUGUCCUGGAUUACGCGGGAAAACGCUCGACACUCGGACAAAUCCUACUCUAGACUUAAAGCGAAAUGUGUCAGCUUGGGUUUUUCUCCCAAGUGUCCUAUGUCCCUUUCGCAGGUACAUAUGCACAUUUGUUCAUCAGUAACUGCAAAGAAAAUUCACCUCUAAAGACACCUGCGUUCACAGGUACUCACCUGUGAGGAGUACAAACCCAGUUGCACUUAGACUUUCUUAACACCUGAUCUCCAAAUAUCACAGUCACUCAAUUACACAGCACACAAGUAUAACUGCUACUAAGAAAUGUCAUGCCAGUAUCAGUUCAGUUCAUUAGCACCAGUAAUGAUCACAGACUGGCACAGUUAUCUAAACCCAUUCAGAACUGUUCUUACUAACCCUAUGACUGAGCAAAGUGCAAAAACCCCUCAGCUUCUACUCCAUGGAAACUGGAGUACGUCAUCCCGUGAGUACCUUUGGUCUAAAUACAAAAAUUAGAAAUUCUCUGCCCUGACGGUCUUGAGCUCUCAGCAAGUGUAUAAAAGGAGGGAACCUUCUAGUUGUA
Molecule: messenger RNA, 4542 nt
Organism: Calidris pugnax (ruff)
Lineage: Eukaryota; Metazoa; Chordata; Aves; Charadriiformes; Scolopacidae
Gene: GFRA3
Product: GDNF family receptor alpha 3
Exons: 8
Coding region: 1-1242 (413 amino acids)
Biological process (GO): nervous system development
Cellular component (GO): external side of plasma membrane; signaling receptor complex
Molecular function (GO): signaling receptor activity
Source: RefSeq, a predicted model, not a curated record